Molecule: messenger RNA, 1919 nt
Organism: Microbotryum saponariae
Lineage: Eukaryota; Fungi; Basidiomycota; Microbotryomycetes; Microbotryales; Microbotryaceae
Source: the annotation of a GenBank genome assembly
AUGGCACCUCGACGCAACGUAGUCAAGAAGGGUCUACACUUUACCGUUGCCGUAUGCGGUGAGUCCAGACCCAGUACUAGGCCGGAUGCGGUUGAUCGAUGGCACGGGACGACACGCGCCGUGUUGCUCGCUGGCCACGUCCUCGGUCGAGCUCGACCCACUUGCACCGUGCUUGAGACCGCAUCCAAUCUGCGCGGGACGAGAAAUCACCCUAUGAACCUGGGAUCUACCGGCUUGAAGAAAUGAUGUACUGAUGCAUGUCAUCUCUUCCUCCCCUCGUGUCCCACUCGCUCUCGCUCUCGCUCUCGCUCGACUCGUUCUCCGACCUGCGCUCGACCGGACGUGCUGCUGCAGGACAAUCGGGCACCGGCCGCACCACCUUCGUCAACACGCUGUGUGAAUCAGCUGUCCUUGCCCACAAGGAAGAACUCAGUCCCGAGUUGGCCCACCAGGAGGACGGUAUCCGAAUCAAGCCCUUCAACGUUGGUCAGUCCGAGUGGUCGUCCACCGCCCCCCACCGGUCACACUCUCCCCUCUGCCUCCGCUGACACUUGCUGGUCGGGCCGUCCUGCGAACCUGACCCUGACAGAGCUUGAGGAGGACGGACUUCGUAUCUUCUUGACCAUCGUCGACACCCCCGGCUUCGGUGACCAGAUCAACAACGAGCUCACGUCAGUUAUCACAUCGCAUCGUCAACGAGCACGCACCGACCAACGCAAGAGAGAUCUGGGGGGAAAUGCUCAUCUCUCCUCCUUCUUCGCCGUUUUACAGAUUUCAAGAGAUUGUCGGCUAUCUCGAACGCCAGUACGAUGACAUCUUGGCCGAGGAGAGUCGCAUCAAGCGUAACCCGCGCUUCCGCGACCACCGAGUCCACGCGCUGCUCUACUUCAUCACCCCGACCGGUCACUCGUGAGUCAGAUGAGAGCCGUCGUACACACGCCUACGACGAAUGGGGUAAUAACUUGUGGAAGGUUGCAUCUUUGUUCACAGUCUCCGAGAGCUCGACAUUGAGCUGAUGCGACGCCUCUCGCCGCGAGUCAACGUCAUUCCCGUGAUCGGCAAAUCCGACUCACUCACGCCGACAGAGCUCUUGGCCUUCAAGAAGCGCGUCAUGGAGGACAUUGAGCACUACAACAUCGCCAUCUACAACUUCCCUUACGACCCCGAAGAAGACGAUGAGGAGACGAUCGCUGACAACAGCGAACUACGAGUGCGUUCACUUACCUCUCUACACGCAUCUUGUGGGCUGCUGAUUCGAACAUGUGCAACCUCCACCCUCCAGGCCCUCUUACCCUUUGCCAUUGUCGGUGCCGAGGAGGAGAUUGAGAUCAACGGCCAGAUGGUACGAGCGCGCCGGUACCCGUGGGGUGUGGUCGAGGUCGACAACCCGAAGCACAGCGACUUUGGCCGCCUGCGCUCGGCUCUGCUGAACACCCACUUGACCGACCUCAAGGAGAUCACCGAGGACUUCCUAUACGAGAACUGUGAGUUUUAUCUUAAGGUGGUGGUGUAUGAACGUCGUGUUUGAAUUUUCCUGACGUUGGCGUCCCACCUGCGUUCUUGACAGACCGAUCCGAGAAGCUGUCAAGAAGCGUCCAGGGUUCCGAGGGCUACGCCGCCGACAGCUCGAUCCUUCCGGAAGACAUGGCCAACCAAUCCGUGCGCCUGAAGGAGGAGCAGCUCCGUCGCGAAGGUCAGUAUUAUCCUUUCUUCGCUUGUGCGCAAGGAUCACCACUGACCAUGCUUGCAUCGCCUGCCCAGAGGAGAAGUUGCGCGAGACCGAGAUCAAAUCUCAACGCGAGAUCAGCGAAAAGCGACAAGAGCUGUUGGCCAAGGAAGAGUCGUUGCGCAACCUCGAAUCGCGGCUCGCACAAGCGCAGGCCAUGUCACCCGAUCCGUCGACUCCGAACGGUCACUAG